AUGCGCAGGUUUUCUUCCGUAUUCAAAAAGAAGGAUGACUCUAAGGUCAAGGAGAAUGGCCAGACCAGCGAAAAGGUGAAUGGCAAGCGACAAUCCAAGGCCGUCUCGAGCUCUGCUCCGCCUGCUGAGCCGGAAGACCACAGCAAGGCCCGGAAUGAAGUCUCUGCUAUCUUCGAGAGAUACGCCCAAGUGAUUCACGCGUCUCGAGAGCCAUUGCCUACUCAAAGUGGCGAUGGCACCUACCUGGAACAUGGCCAUGAUCACUCCACCAGCCUGUUUUCUGAUCUCCGAUCAUUGGGAUUCAAAGACUAUGGUACUCUCGUUGAAGUCAUGAAAAACAAAGCGUCUGGCGGAUAUGUGGAUGACAAGACUAUGUUGAUGGAGCGCAUUAUCCAGCUCGUCAGCGGACUUCCGUCUAACUCUGAGAGGAGGACUGAGCUUACAAAUGCGUUCCUUGACGAACUUUGGGACUCUCUUCCACAUCCACCUCUUUCGUUUGUCGGACCCAAAUUUGAAUACCGAUCUGCCGAUGGCUCGUGGAACAAUCCUACAAUUCCAUGGCUGGGCGCUGCCAACACUGAAUACUCCCGCUCAAUCGCGCCAUUGACUAUCCAACCGAGUGGUCUUCCAGAUGCAGGUCUCAUCUUUGACAGUAUCAUGGCCAGAGAGAAAUUCACACCACACCCAAACAAAGUUUCCAACAUCUUCCAGACCGAUUACAGAAACCCUCACAUCUCUCAGACUUCCGCCUAUCUGGAUUUGUCCAUCCUCUACGGUGAUAACCAGGAUGACCAGAAUCAGAUGCGUACUUUCAAAGAUGGAAAGAUCAAACCCGACUCCUUUUCGGAGCCCCGUCUCCAGGCUUUCCCUGCCAUGUGCAACGUUCUCAUGGUUAUGUUAAAUAGAUUCCACAACAACGUCGUCGAACAGAUUGCGCAGAUCAAUGAGAAUGGCAGAUUCAACAAACCUCGCCCAGGUCUUUCACCUGAGCAGACUGAAGCUGCCUGGAAGAAAUAUGACGAGGAUCUUUUUCAAACCGGCCGAUUGAUCACUUGCGGUCUGUACAUUAACAUCACUCUGUAUGAUUACUUGCGCACAAUUGUCAACCUUAACAGGACCAAUAGUACAUGGUGUCUAGAUCCCCGUGCCAGAAUGCAGGGUACUCACACCACUCCCUCUGGUCUUGGAAACCAGUGUUCUGUGGAAUUUAACCUCGCCUACCGCUGGCACUCGGCUACCAGUUAUAAUGAUGAGAAGUGGACAGAAGAAGUCUACAGGGAUUUGUUCGGUAAACCGGCCGAAGAGGUCUCCAUGGUCGAGCUCCUUAUGGGACUCAAUAAAUACGAACAGAGCAUUGACAAGGAUCCCUCUAAGCGUACUUUCGCCAACCUCCAACGUCAAGCAGACGGAACUUUCAAAGAUGAUGACCUUGUUAAGAUCAUGGCUAGCGCUGUUGAGGACGUCGCAGGAUCUUUUGGCGCUCGCAACGUUCCCAAGGUUAUGCGGUCCAUUGAAAUUCUUGGUAUUGAGCAAGCCCGCAAAUGGAACGUCGGUUCUCUGAACGAGUUCCGUAAGUUCUUCAACUUGAAACCGUACGAGACCUUUGAGGAAAUCAACUCAGACCCAUACGUUGCGGAUCAACUUCGCCACCUUUAUGAACAUCCCGACUAUGUCGAACUAUACCCCGGUAUCGUUGCUGAGGAAGCUAAGGAACCUAUGGCUCCUGGUGUUGGUAUCACGCCUACCUAUACCAUCUCGCGUGCCGUGUUGUCCGAUGCUGUGGCUCUCGUACGCGGUGAUCGUUUCUAUACUACCGACCAAACACCACGAAACCUCACAAACUGGGGUUGGCAAGAAAGUGGUCAUGACUUGAAUAUCAACCAGGGCUGUGUGUUCUACAAGCUUGCAUUCCGUGCAUUCCCCAACCAUUUCAAAUCCGAUUCGAUCUACGCACACUACCCCAUGACCAUCCCUGAAGAGAAUAAGGUCAUCAUGAAGAACUUGGGACGUGAAGCUGACUACAGCUGGGAUCCACCAACUUUCAACGCUCCCCGUGUGGAGCUGAAAACAUACCAAGCUGCUGAGACUGUCCUCAAAGAUACUCGCAACUUCCGUGUUACCUGGGGUGAUGCCAGCGCAUGGGUGUUUGGUGAGAAGACUGGAUUUGAUUACAUGCUCUCUGGUGACACACCUUUCCACACUAAGCAACGUGAACUCCUUGAGAGGUCACUAUACCAAGAAGGAUGGGACUCUCGUCUAAAAGAAUUUUAUGAACAAAUCACCCUGCAGUUGCUUCACGACAAGUCGUACACACUUGCCGGCACUAAGCAGGUGGAUCUCACUCGAGAUGUUGGAAACCUUGCCACUGUGCACUUUGCUGCACAUCUUUUCGGACUCCCAUUGAAAACCAAGGGCAACCCACGAGGGAUUUUCACUGAGCAUGAGCUAUACAUGGCCAAUGCCGUCAUCUUCCAAGCUGUUUUCUUCGACUACGAUUUGAUGCGCUCCUAUCCACUGCGUCAGGCUGCUCGUGCUGUUGCCAAGAAGAUUGGAGAGAUGGUUGAACUGAACGUCAAAUCCAUUGGUUCCAACGGCAUUCUCUCCCACUUCAUCGAUGGCCUGCGCAAGCAAGAUAACCCCUUGUCUGACUAUGGCGUGAACGUGGUGAAGAAUCUGCUUGACAGUGGUCUCAAUGCGCAUGAAGUCACCUGGACUCAGAUCCUCCCAGCUGUUGUAUCUAUGGUGCCCAAAUUGGGUCAGGUGUUCACUCAAAUCAUCGACUUUUAUCUGUCCGAUGCUGGAAAGGCAUACUUGCCCGAGAUCAACCGCCUGGCCAAGUUGAACACACCGGAGUCCGACAAGGCUCUUACUCACUACGUACUUGAAGCCAUUCGUCUCAACGGAACAUACGGUGCCUACCGCGAAGCUCAACGAGACGUCACCGUUAACGAUGGCGGUAAUGAGAUACAGAUCAAUAAGGGUGCCAAGGUUUUUGUCAGCUUCAUCAGCGCCUCACGCGACCCAGUCGUCUUCCCCGAACCCGAAAAGGUUCUUCUUGACCGCCCCGUGGAUUCAUAUGUCCACUACGGCAUUGGAGCUCACUCUUGCCUCGGUCAGGAUGCCAGCCUUAUCGCCUUGACCUCCAUGCUUCGCGUCGUUGGUCGUUUGGAUAACCUCCGUCGUGCACGCGGUACCCAAGGCCUUCUGAAGAAAAUCCCUCGUGAGGGUGGUUCUUACCACUACCUCCGCGAGGAUGGCGGCAGCUUCACUCCGUUCCCAGCUACUUUUAAAGUCGAAUGGGAUAGCGAACUCCCCGCCUUGAAGAACCGCGGAACAUGGUAA
This is a messenger RNA of Talaromyces amestolkiae, 3342 nucleotides long. RefSeq lists its product as uncharacterized. Gene Ontology annotation, biological process: response to oxidative stress. Gene Ontology annotation, molecular function: oxidoreductase activity, acting on paired donors, with incorporation or reduction of molecular oxygen; peroxidase activity; iron ion binding. NCBI's taxonomy places the organism in Eukaryota, Fungi, Ascomycota, Eurotiomycetes, Eurotiales, Trichocomaceae. The transcript is spliced from 9 exons. The record is from RefSeq and is a predicted model, not a curated record. Bases 1 to 3342 code for a protein of 1113 amino acids.